AUGUUUUGCCACCUAGUUUUUGUCUAUCUGGGAUUGGUUUUCCAAAUUGAAGCAUUUAACAUCUCGCCGCAGCCAAAUCUGGUGAUAAAUUACCCAAAACAUCUGAAAACUUUUCAGAACCAAACGCGAAGCUCUUACUUUGGAUACUCCCUUGUCAUUCGGUCCACCACCAUAAUAGUGGGAGCACCUCGAGCUCAAUCAACAUUGGAACAGCAGAGCACACUAGACGAGCCCGGAGGGAUCUAUAUGUGCUCCCUGAAAAGCGGAGUCUGCGAUCCCUAUGUCCUGGAUAGCGUAGGAGAUGUUGAUGACCCUAGCAAGUGUACCACCUUUAACUAUCAACGCAAGGAUCAACAAUGGUUGGGUGCAUCUAUGGAUGGCGGGAUCCGGGAUGAGGAUAAUCUGCUCGUGUGCGCUCCUCGUUUUAACACACGUAGCUUGAAUAGCUAUCAUAUGGCUGGAGUAUGCUACUGGGUACCAAACACCAUUAACAGUACGCCUGACCGGGUCAUGCGCAUCUCCCCACUCCGUUUGAAAUCGCUGGCAGUGAUCCCUGAGGAUAAAGAAAAAGGCAUAAAGCCCUCAUUUUAUUACAUGUAUGGCGAAAUGGGACUGAGUGCCCAUGUGACGGAUGAUAACUCCAGAUUUCUAAUCGGAGCCGUGGGUAUUGACCUUUGGAAGGGAUCGUUGAUCUUGGAUUUUCCUGAAAACCAAUCCUCCGUAGGCCGCACUAUUCAAAAUGUUGACUCAAACAAUUGUGAAUUGGAGAACAAAAAUAUCAGGGUCCCCGAUCCGACUAACUGGGGUCAGGAAGAAGACUCCUACUUUGGUUAUGCAGUAAGCUCCGGCUACUUUGACAGCGACAGACCAUCCAAACUUCUCUAUGUGGCCACAGCUCCUCAUUCUAACUCUAAAGUCGGCGAAGCCUACAUCUUUGAUUUAACAGAGAAUGGAACAAGCAUCAAUAAGUACCACACCUUCCAGGGCGAGCAGUUUGGAGAAUAUUUUGGUUACUCCGUUUUGGUGGAAGAUCUCAAUGGAGACGAAAAACCAGACAUCAUUAUAUCAGCCCCCCAGUUAGCUCUGCCGGAUUCGCUCGAUGACGGUGCCAUCUACGUAUUUAUCAACAAGGGAUCUUUCAACUUUGAACGGACUAUUAUUCGGUCGCCAGCAGGCAGUAAUGGUCGUUUUGGAACCUCUCUAUCGCGUUUAGGCGAUAUCAAUCGAGACGGAUAUAAUGAUGUGGCCGUGGGAGCUCCAUUUGCAGGGAAUGGAUCGGUUUUUAUCUACCUGGGCUGCGAAUAUGGUUUGCGGGGUCAGCCUAGCCAGCGACUGGAAGAUCCUAGCCAGCUUCCUUCUAUGUAUGGAUCACACACGUUCGGUCACGGCCUCUCCCGCGGAUCGGACAUCGAUGGCAACGGAUUCAACGACUUUGCCAUUGGAGCACCAAAUGCUGAGGUCACAUAUCUGUAUUACACCUAUCCCGUCGUAAAAGUGAAAGCAACAAUCAAGUCGCAAUUGCGACUGAUCAAACCGAAGAAGGAAAAGGUGAAUAUCACCGCCUGCUACAGACUAGAGACCAACGCAACAAAGAUGCAGGAGCAGGAACUGGAUAUCCGGAUUACGAUCGAUGGACGUUUAAAGAAAGAUAAAUUGGAGAAGGAACAACCAAAGAUAAGCUUCAAGGCAGUUGCCGGUCCUGACGAGACUUGUAAACCCUUUGAGAUACAGGUGCUGUAUAAUAAACAAAUUUUCAUCGAAUUGGUGAUGCAAUACGAACUAACAAAGAAGGUUCCCGACUCGAGAGAGUUCUGCAAAACCUGUGCUUUAGUUGAUCCCAGUGAUCCGAAGAUGUUAAAAGAGAGAAUAUUCUUCAACACCGACUGUGCCACCGAUAUUUGUGUCGUUGAUUUGCAGUUAAUCAGCAAAAACUGGAGCUCUACUUAUGUUUUGGGCACUACUAAAGUCCUUGCUCUAAAUUACGAGAUCAUCAACCACGGAGAAACCGCAUACGAGCCUCGAUUCAACAUGACUACCUCUCCACGCGUGCCAUUCGCCAAAGUUCCAGGAAAUUGCCAAGUGACCAAUGCGGUCAUGGUGUGCGACCUAAGUCACGAAGGAUAUCUUACCAAUAGUUCUAGCGAGUCUAUCACUAUUAUCAUCGAUGUCAGCCAAGUGAGUGGAAAGUCGCUGUCCAUCCAGGCAGAGGUAUUUAGCUUGGGAUAUGAAAACAAUGCCACGGACAACAAAUAUUCAAAGGCGAUCGCUCUGAAGGAGUUCGCCGAUAUUGAUGCCACUGGUGGUCCCACAAACGAUAUUCCCUACCUAAAGUUCCCUUAUUCCGCGGAAAUCGUGAAUCAAUACGAGGUCAAGAGCCACGGCCCCAGUACUAUCGAUCAUCUAGCGAUGUCGCUAUAUAUUCCCGUGGCCUAUAGAAAGCCUGAUUCUACAAAAGUUAUAUCCAUCAUUGAUGUAUCCAGCCUGAAGAUGCACGCCAAAUACGACUUUCAUCUGCUUCACAUACAACUCUACGACCAGAAUAAUUUUCUGAUCAAGAACUUCACUCAGAUCGGGCAGGACCACGGGAAGGCCACCGUAUCUACAACUUGGAGUCAUAGGGAAACGACUAACACUAAUGAACUGCUCUUAAAGAAGAAUCCGGAUAAUACGAUUGUUGUAGACUGCCAUGAUACCAACACGGCCCUAUGCGUUCGUGCCGAAAUGCGGAUUAAGUUAAUGCCAGGUAAACCAGUUAACCUGAAUGUAAGCUUCAUGGUGGAUCUUAAGGAUGUGGAGGAUUCCUGGGAGUACUUUGUCAUUAACACCGAUCUGACUUUGCUUAAGAAGGGUGACCCCAUAUCCAGCUCUUUUAAUAUUAUAAAGAAGAUCAAAUCAAAUAUUAUAUACAAGAUUGCUGGACUGUCCAUCUGGAUAAUAAUUAUGGCCGUGAUUGGGGGCGCACUACUUCUUUGUGGAAUAACCUAUUCCCUUUACAAGCUUGGAUUCUUUAAACGCGCCGAGAAGGAAAAACUAAAGAACUUAAUUCGACAGAGUUUUCAUGAGCUGGAUGAGGAUGUAGAGAAGGAUAUGGAACCAGAACUCCACGAGGAUAACUUUAAAAAUUAAAAGAGUUUUACAAAUU
Messenger RNA from Drosophila eugracilis, 3142 nucleotides. Its product is annotated as integrin alpha-PS3-like. Lineage: Eukaryota; Metazoa; Arthropoda; Insecta; Diptera; Drosophilidae. Gene Ontology annotation, molecular function: integrin binding. The record is from RefSeq and is a predicted model, not a curated record. The transcript has 8 exons. Gene Ontology annotation, biological process: cell-matrix adhesion; cell adhesion mediated by integrin; integrin-mediated signaling pathway. Gene Ontology annotation, cellular component: integrin complex; external side of plasma membrane. Bases 1 to 3126 code for a protein of 1041 amino acids.